Messenger RNA from Capronia coronata CBS 617.96, 1146 nucleotides. RefSeq lists its product as uncharacterized. Gene Ontology annotation, biological process: U5 snRNA 3'-end processing; nuclear polyadenylation-dependent mRNA catabolic process; exonucleolytic trimming to generate mature 3'-end of 5.8S rRNA from tricistronic rRNA transcript (SSU-rRNA, 5.8S rRNA, LSU-rRNA). Gene Ontology annotation, cellular component: cytoplasmic exosome (RNase complex); nuclear exosome (RNase complex). Bases 1 to 1146 code for a protein of 381 amino acids. NCBI's taxonomy places the organism in Eukaryota, Fungi, Ascomycota, Eurotiomycetes, Chaetothyriales, Herpotrichiellaceae. The record is from RefSeq and is a predicted model, not a curated record. The transcript has a single exon.
AUGCCCUCGCUAGCUAGUUCUUUACCGUUCUCCCCGGCCGAACUUGCAUACCUCCAUACCUCCCUAGCCUCAGUCCCGCCAUUACGACCCGAUGCGCGGUCGCUGGGCACCGAUUUCCGUCCGCUACGCGCCGAAACUGGCGUUCUCCCCGCCGUCAACGGCAGUGCCCACGUGGGCUUCAGCGACGGCCGCGAAGCAAUAGUCGGGGUGAAGCUGGAGGUUGAAAAGACCGCGGGCAAAAAGAGUGUGCAUGGACCGAUCCGAACAGAGGACGGCGUGGUGGACAUGGACGUGGACGUGGACAUAGAAGACCAGUACCAGGGCGGGAGACAUUCUGCAAAGGGCAAACAGGAAUGGGUCACGCUCAGUCUCACACUUCCUGGUCUACGAGACGAUGAUCCCAACCUGGCAUUUCUGGAAGAGAUGCUGCGGGAGCCGCUGGCGGUGGCUUCGUCAACGUCAACUUCAACUUCAACUAAGCCAUCAGAGAUGGGGUCUACGACGUCGCUGCAGGAUAAUUUGGUCAUCAAUUCGCGCUGGCACUGGCAUAUCUACAUCGAUGUGCUCCUGAUCUCGCCCAACGGACUGGCCAGCUAUCCUCUGCCGCUGCUGAGCAUGGCCACCCAUCUCGCUUUACGAGAUACCAGGAUUCCGCGGCUCAAGAGCGAAGGCGAGGAAGAUCCCGUCGCAGACGACGACUGGAUGGCGAGCACGUAUCUCUAUCCACGGGGGAAAGCCAGCUCCGGUGUUGUGAAGCCUCCUGUCAUCCUGCUGGUGGUCGUCGUGGGCGAGAAUGCCAUCUUCGACCCCAGCAGGGAAGAGCUGGCUGUUGCGGAUGGCGUGGUCGCCGUCAGUGUCGCGGCUGGGGUCGACGAUGGUGAUCCCUGCAAGGUGCUGGCGGUGCGCAUGAUCGACACUCCGGCGCGAGAUACCAUGAAGGGAGUGCCUCAGUCCGGCGAGGCGCCAGAAGGUGUCGACGUUCCUGGAGUUUGGAGACCGAGGCUGGGUGGUGUCAAGAGGAGCAUCUUGAAGGCGGUGGUCAAGAGUGUGGUUGUUGACGGUGUGGCGCGGGAUGUGAUCAGUGGUCUGGACGGGUUUUUGAACUUGGAAGCUGGUGCGAACGCGGGCUCCAUGGCUGCUGUUUGA